CUGGACGGACGGACGGACAGACAGACAGGCGAUGCUCCGGUCACCCCAGCAGCCGGCGGCCCGGACGCACUGAGGAGCUCCCGGGGGACGCUGGAGCCCCGAGCGGCGGAACAAAACCGAGCACAAGCCGCGGUUUCAUUCGACGGGCGCCCCGGCGUGCGUCCGCUCCAGCUUGUUGUGGUUCCUCCUCGAACAAGAAGCAUCACCCGAUCUACCUGUCAAGUCACCACUCGGAGGAUCCCGGCGGCGGGGAAAUGUCUCUCCAGGACAAGCUGACGACCGCAGCGGCGAAGGGGAACACGGCGGACGUGGAGGAUCUUCUGCGGGCAGGAGCUCCGGUUAACGGGGUGAACAAAUUUGGACGAACCGCGGUGCAGGUGAUGAUGAUGGGCAGCUCCUCGGUGGCUCAGGCGUUGCUGGAACACGGAGCGGAUCCCAACGUCGCUGACCGCAGCACCGGAUCCACGCCGCUGCACGACGCGGCCAGGACGGGCUUUCUGGACACUGCGCGGCUGCUGGUGAAAUUCCUGGCUGACCCGCGGGCCAGGGACCACGCGAACCGUCUGCCCAUCGAUUUGGCUGCACAGAACGGACAUAGGGAUGUCGUUGCUUUCUUGGAGACUCUGUAGAAACGACAACAGACACAAACCGGGCUGUGAUGUGUUUUAUUUCCUGCUGCUGCUGGUUCUGAGCGGAGACGCGCGGCCUGGAGAGGAGAGGCCUGCAGCCGAAAUUACGCAUUACGGCAAUUUGAUGUGAAAUAUCUUUUUAUUUAUUUGACUGUCGUUUGCUGAAUACUUAACAUUAUUUUAUUCUUAACGAAAUCAGGGUUGUGGGUGGGCACAGGGCCGCUGGGAUGAGAGAUAACACACAUAUCCUGCAACGCUCAAUCUGCUACACAGUGUUUUUGCUGCAGUUUUAACUCCUAAUAAUCACGGUGCAGUGCACGGUAAGGAUUGUUUUGUUUUUUUUUUAAAUUCCCAUUCAUGUCUAAUAUUUAACCAAAAAAAACUAAAAGCAAUCAAAUGUUUUGCACAUUUGAACAUUAGAUGUUUAACUGAUGCACUGUUCUUUUUCCUGUUUGUACAAAUAUUAUGCAGAUCUCGGAUGUUAUGCACUUUAAUAAACUUUCAUUUCAGAGA
Messenger RNA from Amphiprion ocellaris (clown anemonefish), 1142 nucleotides. RefSeq names its product cyclin-dependent kinase inhibitor 2A/B (p15, inhibits CDK4) (gene cdkn2). Gene Ontology annotation, cellular component: nucleus. Gene Ontology annotation, biological process: negative regulation of cell population proliferation; regulation of cyclin-dependent protein serine/threonine kinase activity. The coding region runs from base 255 to 629 and encodes 124 amino acids. The transcript is spliced from 2 exons. Gene Ontology annotation, molecular function: protein kinase binding; cyclin-dependent protein serine/threonine kinase inhibitor activity. The record is from RefSeq and is a predicted model, not a curated record. Lineage: Eukaryota; Metazoa; Chordata; Actinopteri; Pomacentridae.